ACCCCACGGCCCCUUUCCGUUUCAGGCAAUCUUCCCCGUCUCCGGCGCGCGAUAACCGCCACCGCCCACCGCCACCGCCACCGCCGCCGCCGCUCCUCGCCCCCCGAUUCCGGCGCGAGGCCAGCACAAGGACGCGCUUGUUUCCGAUCCCGGUUUCCGCACCGCUCCUCGCCCCAAGAUCAGCACAAGUAGCGCCGCCCCGCGCUUGCUUCCGCUUCCGCUUCAGCUUACCCUACCAUAUGGACAAUGGAGGCGGCGGAGGAGCACCAGCGGACGACGGCGAGGGUGGAGACGGGCUCUUGGGCGGUGGAUUCGCGGGGCCCGUGCUGGGCGGAGGCGGCGCGGCGGGCGUCGGCUUUCCUCCUGGAUUCGCGGCGAUUCCUGUUGCGGGCGCGGAGGCAGGCGCCGCGGGACAGGAUGCGGUGUACGCGGCGGUCCCCGACGCCGACGAGGAAGAGGGUUUCUACGAGGAAGAUGGGGACGAGGGUUUGGGCGACCGUGAUGAUGCAGAAGAGGGGGGGCACAUCUGCCAGGCGUCCAAUCUCAACUGCAAGAAAGGCAGCACUGAUGAAGUUGCAGCUGGAUUGCAGAGCCAGUAUGACAUCGCUGCCUCAAUCAACAAGAAGAGGCCCAAUAAACCAGCCAGGAAGCCAUGUGCCCUAUGCUACAUGGAAUCUUUGCAAUCGGGGGUCUACAAGGAGAGGUUCUUGGAUGCUGGGGGGAUGGAGCCACACUACAAGCGCGUCCACCCCAAAUUCAUGUCUGAGAAUAAGGGGAGGACGUUCCAGUGCACAAAAUGCAAGAAUUAUUUCAAGAACAAGCAAGACCAUGACUGGCAUAACCAAGCACUCCGAGAAAAUCAUUAGCACGCUUGCUGAAUGUGGAGGUGGAGGCAUUCCUGUGAAAUUGGAAAAACUGGUUAAUAAUUCCCCGGAGGAUGCUUUACUUGCUCAGCUACAAAAUGGUCAUGAACCAGAGGUUCCUUUGGCUGUCAUUCUUCAGUAUCUCAUGAGGCUUAUGGAUGAGGAUCGUAUUAGGAAGGAAUUGGAAUUGCUAUCAUCAGUACCCAAAAGAGCAUCUGACUGUGAGAAAGAGCUUCUCGAAUCAUGGAGAUGGGAGACAACCGAUGGAGAUGAUUUGGCAGAGAGGAAAAAGAUCUUGAGCAGGGCUAAGGAAAUUGUCUUUGAGCUCAUUGAUUCCGAAGUCACUUUUCUCAACAUUCUGUACAUCAUGUACAAGUUCAAGCCUUAUUUUCAUUCUGCGAUUGGCUCUGCACAAGUUGGGAUGCUAUUACCUGAUGCUGAGGUGGAUUACUGGAAAAAAUGGCUUUUGAAAAAUUGUCAAGUAGAUUAUCUUACGGUCAUCUCACCUAUGGCAAAGGCCUGCCUAUGGGAAAAACUGGCUAAUAAUCCUCGUCCACAAAAUGGUUAUGAACGACAGGCUGGAAACAUCACUGUGUACAGAGUUGUGGAAUCAGUUCUUGAGAGGUUGCACAUGGCACAAACUCCUUUGCAUUUUGAGUUCAAGGGUGAAUCUCUGGUGCCAAAAUUUCUUGGUUGUAUAUGCCAAACGCACACUCUUUUUGGGUUACACAUUAUUGAGAAGAAAUGCAACUGUGUGAAUGAGGUCCCCACUAAAACAGCAGAGUUGGCCAUUAGUCAUGUCUAUAAAGGUCUGCAUUCAGAGAGCAUGUAUACUCUGGCGUCUGCGGUAUGCUGUGAUGAUGAGGGGCGAUCCUUUGCUUGCGACAUGGACAUGAUGAAGGGCAUAGUCAAGUCUGGCUUUAAGCAUGCCAAGAAGCGUGACCCUGGACUGUUGCUGUGAUAUAAUCGACGCCCACUAGACUGUUCCUGGGUCCUCUGCAGCAAAAAGUUUGAUGUGGCUUUAGCAUUGUAGGUUUAGCAUUGAGGCAGUCCUCUGAUCCUCUCCUGGAGCACAUCAAGGAUUGCAACCGUUUGCUGACUGCUGUUGUGAUGUUGAGUGCUGAGGCAUUGAAUAGAGAGCAUCUCCCAUUCUCCUUUGCUUUGAGAUCAUCGCGCCCAGCCCACGGCAUGGUCAUGUAUAUACAAUACAGGAGAUUACAUACUUGGUGAGAUCGACAAUUCGACAUUUCUCUUCUGGGUUAGAUUUACGCCAGAAAAAAAAAAGUCUGUCGUCUGUUCUGUUUGCUACUA
This is a messenger RNA of Oryza sativa Japonica Group (Japanese rice), 2174 nucleotides long. RefSeq lists its product as uncharacterized. NCBI's taxonomy places the organism in Eukaryota, Viridiplantae, Streptophyta, Magnoliopsida, Poales, Poaceae. The record is from RefSeq and is a predicted model, not a curated record.